Varanus komodoensis (Komodo dragon) is the source of this 3228-nucleotide messenger RNA. RefSeq names its product calcium activated nucleotidase 1 (gene CANT1). The coding region runs from base 161 to 1372 and encodes 403 amino acids. Gene Ontology annotation, molecular function: calcium ion binding; GDP phosphatase activity; UDP phosphatase activity. Gene Ontology annotation, biological process: proteoglycan biosynthetic process. NCBI's taxonomy places the organism in Eukaryota, Metazoa, Chordata, Lepidosauria, Squamata, Varanidae. The record is from RefSeq and is a predicted model, not a curated record. The transcript is spliced from 5 exons.
CUCCGGCUGUUCCCGGCGCGGGGAGGAGCCUGGUCGGUGCGGCUAUUCCCCAGAACUGGGAACAGUCAAACAGGUCUGGAAGGACUGGGACCUUGAUGCAAUUCCUGCUUGGAAUGAUGUGGAGAGCCAUUCUUCUGGGGUUCCCGGGAACCUCAGGCUCAUGCCCGUCCCAGCCCGCCCACGCCUGCAAUGGGAUGAUUCUCUGAAUCCCUUGCGGAUUAGUGUGGGCAGCCUUCCAGUGCUGGCGUCCAUGACCAAGGCAGCCGACCCCCGCUUCCGCCUGCGCUGGAAGGCCAUCGUGGCAACCUCUCUGACCCUGGUCCUUGUGCUGCUGCUCCUGUGCUUCCAGCGUUCUCCCUCGGUCAGCAGGCCGGUUCCUCCCAAUGCUCACACAUGGCGGCUCAGCAUGCUGCCCAGUGAACGAUACAAUGACACCUACCCACUGUCCCCACCACAGCGGAUCCCGGAAGGUGUGCGCUACCGCAUCGGACUCAUUGCCGAUCUUGACACAAACUCCAAGGGCCCCACUGAGCAUACCUGGUUCAGCUACCUGAAGAAGGGCUACCUGACUCUGUCGGCCAGUGGGGACCGUGUCUCUAUAGAGUGGGAUUCCCAGGACUAUAAGCUGGAAUCUCACUUGGCUGAGAAAGGGCGUGGCAUGGAGCUCUCCGAACUGGUGGUCUUCAACGGCAAGCUCUAUGCAGUGGACGAUCGCACUGGUGUGGUCUACCAGAUUGAUGGCACCAAGGUGAUACCUUGGGUGAUCUUAUCUGAUGGGGAUGGCACAGUUGGCAAAGGGUUUAAGGCAGAGUGGCUGGCAGUGAAGGAUGAACAUCUUUAUGUGGGAGGCCUGGGCAAGGAGUGGACGACCACCACAGGAGAGGUGCUCAACCAGAACCCUGAAUGGGUGAAAGUCAUCGGCUACAAAGGCGAUGUGACUCAUGAGAAUUGGGUGGCCAAUUACGAUGCACUCCGAACAGCGGCCGGGAUCACUCUUCCAGGUUACCUGAUCCAUGAGUCUGCCUCCUGGAGCGAGAGACUCCAGCGCUGGUUCUUUCUGCCCCGCCGUGCCAGCCAUGGGCGCUACAAUGAGCAGGAGGAUGAGCGUCGUGGCACCAACCUCCUCCUCAGUUCCACACCAGACUUUGCCGAUGUCACUGUGAGCCAUGUUGGUAAUAUCAUCCCCACCCACGGCUUCUCUUCCUUCAAGUUUGUACCUGACACUGAUGACCAGAUAAUUGUGGCGCUGAAGUCUGAGGAGGAUGCUGGACGUGUGGCAACCUACAUCACAGCCUUCACCCUGGAUGGGCGUAGCCUGUUGCCUGAAACCCGUAUCGGUUCCAUCAAAUAUGAAGGCAUUGAGUUUAUCUAACUGGGAGAAUGGAUGCAUUGAGAGAGGGCAGAUGAACUGGGAUGGAUGGGCCAAGGGCCAGAGGGCCCGUGGGCCAUCUUCCUUUCACUCUGGUUCAAUUGCAGAGCAGGAUGGGACUGUGAAGGGCUGGUCAUGGCAUCAUUUUCAUCUCUGUAAAUCAACUUUGCUGCUACAAUUGUGGCCUGUUUCUGUGCUGACCUCUAGUGGUGUAGGUGUGCAGAGCCUCUGAAGUCUUCCUCUGCUUCAUUGGAACUGGCCUGGUUUGUAGCUAACUCUGUUUUACCCAACUAGUCUGGUGACCUGGCAGAACAUACACGAGGAAGAAUUGGCUUAAUCUUCUCCCCACAUCAGCACGCCUCCCCCACUCCUUUUAUGUACUAUGUGAUUCACACGUGCCUUUUCUGUGAAGGGGAGGUCUUCACACCUAGUGAUUAUCCCAUCAUUUGGAGGCUUACCUUAGUCCUGCCCAUCUAUCCCACAGUAGUUUUGAUCUUGACUUAAGUUCUUUUCAGUGGAACAUCACAGGUGGGACUGAGGCUGUUGGCCUUGGAAUAAACCAGGCAAAAGAGAGGGGGUAACAACACAAUGUAGAGCUUUGUGGGUUUGGAGCAAAAGAGUGAUCUGUUGCCAGCCCCCUUGGGAUAUUUUUCACUCCAUGGGGGAUGAACCUGAAACAACAUGUCAUAAGCCAUACUUGGGGUUAGAUUGUGGCCCAAGUAUUGCAGUUGCAAUAAAGGGUCUUAUUCCAGCUGCAGUAUUCUUGAAUACCCAGUGUUCCUUGUUCUCCCUGCGUGUUAGGGUGGGCAUAUAAGUCUGGGUCAGCCACACCUACUUUUCCCGAACAUUUAUAGCAGCCCUUGCAUUGUGUGUAUUUCUCACAAUAAAUUAACCCCAGCUUUUCUAGUCUUAAGAGCCUGUGAUAAUUCUGCUUACCCAAAAGCACCUAAUUCAUGUUCUCAUCAUUUAUCUCUUUGAUCAUAGGGCAGAACAGAAAGUGGAGGUGCAAGGCACCUUUUCCCAGUGGACAGGCUUUUGUCCACGCAUUCAAAAACCAACGAUUUUAUAAACAACUUGUGAGAAAUAAGGCUUCCAGAUCCAUGAAGAAGCCAAAAUGACUUUUGGUUUACGCCAUAGUAUAUCUGGGUGGGCAGCUUGUGGCCCUUGAGAUGCUUUGGCCUACCGACCCCAUGGUUCCUCACGAUUGGUUAUGCUGGCUAGGGCUGAUGGAGUCCUCUGCCAGAAUAACCGGAGGGCGACAAGUUGCCCACCUUUAUUGCAGGUGAUCGAAAGCUAUGCCAUGUUUGCAUGUGUGCAUAAGAAUGGCUACCAAGUCUUGCCUUACACCAGAUCAGACCAUUGACAUAGCUCAGUCUUGCCUCUGCUGGCUGGCAGUGCCCUCCUUACCUGAAUAUGCCAGGGAUUGGUUGUGGGAUGUUCUGCAUGCAAAGCAUAUGCUUUAGCAUGGAUCUACAUCUUCUCUUUCCCAGUGGAGAAGUGUCUUCUGAGCCACAGGAUAGGAAUUCUGACACAGUGGUACUGGGACCUGCUCCAAUCAGAUGUUCCCAAAGUACCCUGCACCUUCUGUUUAUAUCAGUAGUGGAUGAAGUUUGGAAAGGUUGGUCCCUAGAUGGCAGCACUUGUUUGUUGGAGAGCCAAAACCGAAAGGGUGCCUUCCAUCUCUGGAAGGACCUGCUUCAUCUGUGGGGGUGAGAUAAUUGUGUUGACAUCAAAUGUAUCAAAACAUUGUGUGUGUGUGUGUGUGUGUGUGUGUUUGCUGUUACAGUGUAGUUCACACUGUAAGUGCAAGACAUAUAGAAUAAAAAUGAGUGAGCUUGGCUCACAAAUUAAAAUCCAAA